AUGGCGAGAAUACUCAUGGCAGAAGGUCAUCAAAAAGUUCCGGUAAAAGCACGGGUCGUGGCCGCCGCCAUCAUCGUGCAGAACGGAUCGACGGCAAACCCCGAGAAGAAGAAAAGCAAAAAUGGAAAAAUAAAAAACUACCACAUCAGCAUCGACGUAACUACCAACAGGCACGGAGACCACGAUGCAUGCAGCAUGCGUGCCCCUUUCGUAAAAUUGUGGACUCGGUUGAUCCGGAAGUUUUCCCUAGCGGAAUCAAGCCAAAAUCAACUCCCUGCCGAUGAGGAGGUCAAUGCUCAGGACGUCGUCGAUCGUAGGGGCGUGUACGGAGUCCUAUUAUGUAUUGACAAUAACGAACGCUCUGGCAGCCAAUACUCCAUGCCGGAGUACCGAGAAAGCGGAAUGUCUCAGCGAAACCGAAUCCUCGAAAACUUGCCUAUAUUUGCCAAAUAUUUGAAGAAGGCUACGGAGCCUGGAUUGAGCUGA
Messenger RNA from Histoplasma mississippiense, 486 nucleotides. RefSeq lists its product with no specific name. The record is from RefSeq and is a predicted model, not a curated record. The transcript is spliced from 5 exons. Bases 1 to 486 code for a protein of 161 amino acids. NCBI's taxonomy places the organism in Eukaryota, Fungi, Ascomycota, Eurotiomycetes, Onygenales, Ajellomycetaceae.